AUGGCUAGCAAUGGAUCGGAUGUCGCAGAACGAGCAGACAUACACAAAUCUUGCAAGUCCAUCGAAACGCUGCUCAACCUGCUCAAUGAAUAUUGUGAAGCAGCAGGAGUGGUAGCUAACCUGCAGAGAAAGCUUGCUAAAGCACUACGGGAAGCAGCAGGGGUCAAAGUCACCAAGUAUAUUCCUGCACCCUCAGCCAACACUAUGAACACCAGUGCAACAAUAUUCGAGGCACUGUCGGACAUUGACGCCAAGUUCGCCAAAAUCGCGGACAAGGAGUACGACUCAAUCAGUACCGAGGUCAAGAAAUGGUUCAAGAAACUCUCUGUGUAUGAGAAGAAGUCGAAGAAGAAAGCGACAGAUGUCACUGAAGAGCAUGCCCGUUAUAUCAACUUGAUAAGUACGCUGGGACCAGAAAUAUCACAGGAGAAAUACAACCAUGCAUUGAAUGUUACGCAGGGGCACAUGACAACGACGUUUAGCGUUGCUGCCUGCCUUUCGCGCCUCGCAGAUGCAGAGUGGCUCAGAGUAUGCGAGGGUGUCCGUCGGGUUUCGCCUACCGUCGGACCAUUGGGACAGUGGCGAGCUUUGUGCGAAGGAGGCUGGACAGGGCCUGUCCCGCCUCCGCUUGUUCCCGAUGAGGUGCAACCCCUACAAGUAGAUCCAGAACCUACCGAUGUGCGGCAAGUUCAAGAGGAGCAAAGAUUGACAUCACCAUCUUCAAGUUCAGAAGCUAGACCGUCUCGCGAGUCAGUAGAACAAAGUCGUGGUGAAUAUCGGUCUCCAGAAACAGAAAUGCUUCAGCAUGACCAGUUGUCCUCCUCACGCGGGGCCAUUCAUGCUUCGACAUCUUCGUAUGGCGUAAUUAAUGCGUCUCAUUCGCCUCAGCCUCCCAUGUCUCCACCCGAUACUUUACGAUUGCCCUAUGCGGAAGCAAACUCAGGCUCUGUUCGCUCUCUAUCCGCGUUCCCCUCACCUCCGACCCACUUUCCACUUCCCCCUCCUCGGCAGCAGCAGCAGCCCUUAAACCUCUCCCACUCUUCUUCAUCAAAUAUUAACUUCCCAUCUGUAUUGUCAGAGUCUCCCAUUUCUGCGAAUGAAGUUUUGACUGGACGCUUGGAAGUGGAACAACAUUCCUCCAAUUCUUCAUUGCAGCCGAACCGGAGUGCACAAUCUGCUCCUUCCUCUGCACCGUCUUCUCCUGAGGAAAGAUUCCGGGGAAGACCAGUGGACACCCCAUCUGGAGGAGUAACGCCUGCUAGCUUCCAAGAGGACACCUCAAACCGACCUUCACCAGCACGGGCUGAGGACUCUUUUCAGACGGCAGCCUCAUAUCAACGGGAGGUUGAGAGGGUUUCUCCUCCCGUUCCACCAGAGAGAUCCCCUCCAGUGGGAAAUAUUUCAACUUCGAGGGGUGACUACUUCAAUGAGGGUCGUGAAUUUGGCGUCGAAAAGAGAUUCGCGCCAUCAGACAAGGUGAGGACGGUUGACGGUCAGAAGAAAGUGGAACGGACAGACGGAGGUACCAGCGGUAGCCUUGUUGCUGAAAUGCGCAAUCGUUAUUCAAGUAAUUCAGGAUCAACAUCACCACCCCCAAGAAACUUGCCUCGUCCUCCCUUGAGUGUUUCCGAUCUAGCUUCUAGAUAUCAACCUGGAGAUGCGCCGAUAUCCCCUCGAGCUAGAGCAGUUUCCCCACCUGUCUUACGGCAGCUGUCCCUUCCUCCCCCAGAAACCGCUUAUCAAUCACCAGACCAACCAGACCGCUUUAUUAAUGGACAUCGUACUGGACUUUCGAUUUCUGGGUCAAGUCAAACACCAACACCUGAAGACCGUCGACGCCAGCGAAUCGAUGACCUUGCGAGCCUGGAGCUGGCGGAGAAAGAGCGCGAAUUGAGACAAAGAGAAUAUGAUAUUGAGAUGCGCUCAAGGGAACUGGAGCGAGACCGUGCUCGACUGCUGAGCAUCCGAGAGGGUGGUGAUGAUGGCGAAAGGACCUCACAGUCAGCGCAUAACAGCGCACUACGUCCUCGUGAACGUAGGACUUCCUUGCGACAACAGCUUCAGCGUCCGCUUUCUCAGAUGGAACUGGAAGCGGUCAAUGAACCCGUUCAACCCCUCCGUCCAAGGUCCCAACUCUCUCCGAACCGAGUGCAUGCUGCUCCCUCACUAUCAUCCUCGAACGGGCAAAAUUCUCCCCAAGCCACUCAGGAACAACGAUAUGACCAACGGAGCAGCACAAGCACCAUGGACAGCAAUACUACCGCAUCGACUUCUCAACACGCACCCUACUGCGGCUGCAGCACGUGCUCCAUAGCAAAGUACAAAACCUCGACGACUCCAACAACAAAUGCUUCGAAACUGAACGAGAAAUCCUCCAAUAACAGUCUGAAACCCCCUUCAGAAAAACCCAAGAGUAGUUGGAUGAGACGACUGAGUAUGCCGGUGUCAGUAGGGAACGCGUUCAACCUCGACUCGAAACGGAAUAUUAGUGGUGGGAACUAUGGAUUAGGAAGUGGGGUUAGUAACACUAUUGAUGGAGGUGGAAGGGGUUUGUUCUCUCAGAAGAAUACAAGUGCGACGGCGUUGGGGUCGCCUCUGGACGGAGGUUUGGAUCGGGUAGAGGAAGAUGGGAGGCUUGGUCGUGGAAAUGCCGGAGCACUGGGAGGUGGACGGAGGAGUUAUGAUCUUCAUGGACCCAGCAAUCGGAGCAUGACGAAUCUUGGGAUGACUGGACGACGAUGAUGACUUUCUCUUUGGGGUUUUUAUACCAUAUGUAACUAUGACCUGUAUUUUAUGCUCUUUCUGCGGCGAUACCCCUCUUCUGUAAUAAAUAGUAAAUAUAUUAUACAACGUGCAGUGCGACAUCUCUCAAGAGUCCUUCAAGUUGGACUGUAGUGGAUUGCGUUUGUUCAAGGCAGAAACUGAUCGAUGAUCGUUGAAUCAAUGAAUGUCGCAGCAAAAUGCCGCCGACACGGGAUGAUCAACGAAGAAAAAAAUGGUUGGUACGUAGUAUGCGCUGUAUUGUGGAGGGGUGACUGAGGUUGGGUUAUGGACGUUGUUUUAGAACGAUGGGGUUAAAAUGCGAUGACAAAACAUGUUGAUGAUGAUGCAAGAGAGUUAAAAAGUAAAAAAUUGAGAGAAAAAGGCGGGGAUAAUGUAUGUAAAUGUGUGGGGUAAAGAAGAAAAGUGUCAAAAAAGAUCCGGUGCGUAGAAGACGAAGAAGAACAGGGUGGAAGAGGAUGGUGAAAAGGGGUGUACGAUGGAAGGGGCAUAAGGGAGGUAAGUGGCGUGCAUAACUGCAGAGAGCUUCACAUUUUUCAUGCCUUAGACAGAGACUAGCGAGACCUGGCCUUCCUUCGACAGGAGAGGGCCUGAAGGCGGGAUGCCCUGGUCGUCGGGGACCUUCGUGGCGUCGGUAGUCUAUGAUGGGAUGUAAACAGGUAUCAUCGGGUCAAUCUGGUAUGUAGGGCUUGGACCUCCAAUCAUGCACGGUCAAGUGUCGUCAACUACCGUUUAAGAUAGGCCCCAAGCAGUAGAAGGUUCAAGGACCAAGUUCAUUGAGCUCCUUUGUG
Messenger RNA from Laccaria bicolor S238N-H82, 3572 nucleotides. RefSeq lists its product as uncharacterized. NCBI's taxonomy places the organism in Eukaryota, Fungi, Basidiomycota, Agaricomycetes, Agaricales, Hydnangiaceae. The transcript is spliced from 5 exons. The record is from RefSeq and is a predicted model, not a curated record. Bases 1 to 2742 code for a protein of 913 amino acids.